GUCCAAACAUCUGCUUCAUCAUCACCAAUGUCUUCUCCCCUUCGUUGUUAUUUCGACUAUGAGCACUCAAGCUGCUCAACCAGCUCCGCAGUCAACCUCGUCGUCACGCCCACCGGUAUCACUUGGUCAAACCACACAUCUUGACCCGGGUGCCUACGUUCGCGGCAGUCACGCUAUCACACUCGGUGAGCAUAGUCUGGUACAUCCACGCGCUCACCUUGUAGCGAUUCAUGGUCCAAUAUCAAUCGGCGACGGGUGCAUCAUCUCCGAGAAGUGCGUGAUCGGUGGUCCGGUGCAAGGCUCAGCUAGUCCAGGACUACCUCAAAGCCCUGAGACUGAGCACAACGAGUCUGAUCCAUCGAAGACCACAAUUGGUGCAAAUGUCUACAUUCAAGCAAAUGCACAGAUCCAUGCGGGAGCCACCAUUCAAGAUGCCGUGCUGAUUGAGGCACAUGCCGUGGUUCUGUUAGGUGUCACUGUCGGUUCGCAUGCCAAAGUUUGCGCAGGAGUUACGCUAGAACGGGAUCUUGAGGAUUGGGCAGUCGUGUAUGGCCAUGGAGAUGUCAAACGAUCGAGGAAACCGAGUGCCGAUGCUGGCGCGGAACAGGCAGAUCUCGUCGAGACGGUGAGGCUAAAAGCUAUGGACAAAGAGCGGGAAGGUACGGCUGCUAUCUUGAAGUUGGCUUCACGAAUGGCCAGUGUGGCAAAGAAGAAAUGAGCGGCCGCAUAAUCCUAUCAUCCAUGAGCCAGAGAGAUCUGAAAGCACUUGGUGUUGUGAGUCUAGGCUCGCCGCUUUCUUUUCAAGAGGAGGUCCACCAUCAACACGUCGAGUUUGCCGCACCCAUCACACGGUGUCCCACAGACUUCUUAGUCUGUAUGAAAUCAACUUUGUUGGCCAGGCAUCAGAUGGCUUUGUCUGAUGUCGUUGAGGAGAUACUCACAUCUCAGAUCCAGAUCCUUCGGUUCUAUGACCGUGCUAUAUGUCGGCAGAAAGACUUCGCGGUCAGAGCGGUGCUUGGCAGCUUGCAGGCGCAAAGUAACAGGGGCAUGAGUACGAAUGCGGUUCUGGAUCAACGCUACACGAGGUU
This is a messenger RNA of Exophiala viscosa, 1088 nucleotides long. Its product is annotated as trimeric LpxA-like protein. Gene Ontology annotation, cellular component: dynactin complex. Lineage: Eukaryota; Fungi; Ascomycota; Eurotiomycetes; Chaetothyriales; Herpotrichiellaceae. The record is from RefSeq and is a predicted model, not a curated record. The coding region runs from base 59 to 718 and encodes 219 amino acids. Gene Ontology annotation, biological process: mitotic spindle organization. The transcript is spliced from 2 exons. Gene Ontology annotation, molecular function: dynein complex binding.